UCCGGACAUUGUGCUGCGGGUCUCCAACACACUAAACUCUCCAACACUCGUCUCAGUUCAUUUCGUUUUAAUCAAUAUUUCAUCUGUUCAACAGCUCUGAAGAUCUCGGAAUAAUGGCUUUCCAGUAUCCAAACACCUAUAGGGACGAAUCAGUGGUGGAUGACUAUCAUGGCUGUCAAGUUCCUGACCCGUACAGCUGGCUGGAGGAUCCUGACAGUGAAAAAACACAGGCGUUUGUGAAUGCUCAGAAUCAGCUGACCCUGCCGUUCCUGGAGCAGUGUGAGAUUAGAGACAUCUUUAAGGAUCGUAUGACUGAACUCUAUGACUACCCCAAAUACAGCUGCCCCUUCAAACGCGGGAACAGGUAUUUUCACUUUUACAACACUGGUCUGCAGAACCAGAGCGUUUUGUACAUGCAGGAGAACCUUGAGGCAAAGCCCAGCGUGUUCCUGGACCCAAACACCUUCUCAGAGGACGGGACGGUUGCUUUGCAAGGUUAUGCGUUCUCUGAGGAUGGCGAGUACCUGGCGUACGGCACCAGCGCGAGCGGCUCCGACUGGGUUGAGAUCCGGUUCUUGCACGUGGACGGCGCUGUACCUCUGGAGGACCGACUGGAGAGGGUCAAAUUCACCUGCAUGUCCUGGACUCACGAUGGAAAGGGACUCUUCUAUAACUCUUAUCCUGUGCAGGAGGGCAAGAGUGACGGCACUGAGACGUCCACUAACCUGCACCAGAAGUUGUACUAUCACGUGUUGGGAACCCCUCAGUCUCAGGACGUCCUGUGUGCUGAAUUUCCUGAUCAGUCGAAAUGGAUGAGUGGUGCUGAGGUGUCUGAUGACGGCCGUUAUGUGCUGUUGUCCAUCCAAGAGGGCUGUGACCCCGUCAACAGACUGUGGUACUGUGACCUGAACGACGUGCCGCAGGGAGUCACUGGUUUGCUGCCAUGGGUGAAGUUGAUCGAUAACUUUGAUGCAGAGUAUGAAUACGUCACGAAUGAAGCAACUGUUUUCACUUUCAAAACCAACCUGGAAGCUCCUCAAUAUAGACUCAUCAACGUUGACUUCGCCCAACCGUCCAUCAGCCAGUGGAAAGAGCUCAUUCCCCAACACGACAAAGACGUCAUCGUGUUUGCUACCUGUACAUACUCCAAGUUCCUGUUUGUGUGUUUCCUCCAUGAUGUGAAGAACGUGUUGAAGAUGUUCCAUCUGUCCUCGGGCGAGGAGAUACGCACUUUUCCGCUGGACGUCGGCUCGAUUGUGGGCUUCACUGGGAGGAAGCAAGACUCUGAGAUCUUUUACAGCUUCACCUCUUUUCUCUCUCCAGCGAUCAUCUAUCACUGUGAUCUGACUAAGGAGCCGCUGCAGCCGCAUUUCUUCAGAGAGGUCACAGUGAAGGGUUUCAGUCCUGCUGACUACCAGACCACUCAGGUCUUUUAUCCCAGUAAAGACGGCACCCAAAUCCCAAUGUUUAUUGUCCAUAAAAAAGGAAUCGAGCUGGAUGGUUCCCAUCCCGCCUUCCUGUAUGGAUAUGGAGGUUUCAACAUUUCCAUCACACCCAGCUACAGUGUUUCUCGGCUGAUAUUUGUCAGGCAUCUGGGAGGAGUUUUAGCUGUCGCCAAUAUCAGAGGAGGUGGAGAGUAUGGAGAGACAUGGCAUAAAGGCAUGUAUUCUCCUCUUCACAAUAUCCAUGUUCCAGAUGCUGACGGGGCUCAGUAUCCCGCCAUAUUGUUGUUAACGGGUGACCAUGAUGACCGCGUGGUGCCGCUGCACUCGCUAAAAUAUAUCGCCACACUGCAGAAUGUGAUCGGUCAGUGGCCCGGCCAGUCAAACCCCCUCUUUAUCUAUGUGGACACAAAGUCGGGCCACGGCGCAGGAAAGCCCACCAGUAAAGUCAUUCAGGAGGUGGCGGACACAUACGCCUUCAUCGCUCGCUGCUUGAACCUCAGCUGGAUCGAAUGA
Messenger RNA from Sinocyclocheilus grahami, 1958 nucleotides. Its product is annotated as prolyl endopeptidase-like. Gene Ontology annotation, molecular function: oligopeptidase activity; serine-type endopeptidase activity. Gene Ontology annotation, cellular component: cytosol. The transcript has 13 exons. NCBI's taxonomy places the organism in Eukaryota, Metazoa, Chordata, Actinopteri, Cypriniformes, Cyprinidae. Bases 114 to 1958 code for a protein of 614 amino acids. Gene Ontology annotation, biological process: proteolysis. The record is from RefSeq and is a predicted model, not a curated record.